This is a messenger RNA of Brassicogethes aeneus, 756 nucleotides long. The record is from the annotation of a GenBank genome assembly. Lineage: Eukaryota; Metazoa; Arthropoda; Insecta; Coleoptera; Nitidulidae.
AUGCAAGAUAGGUUUGUGUUUCCCAGAGAAGAAAAAAAUAGAUUAGGAAAAAAUGUUCAGAUUAAAACUGAAUAUAUGGAUGAGAGUAAAAUAAAGAAUACGGUUGAAACAGCAUUAAAAGAUGUAUUGUUACAAUGUGACAUGCUGGGCUUACCAUAUAGUUACGAGUCUUGGAGUGAAAUUCAAAUAAAAUUUCAAGAUUCUAAACAGCUUGAGGAGCAACUUGAAAUGAACGAAGAAGAACUACCAAUCGUAGAAAUAAGCACCGAGGUGAAUAUAUACGAAAAGGAAGUUCUUAGUAAUGAGGCCCAUAUGUAUGAGAUGCGAGAUGAAGUGGUUCAGGAAGAUGAAACCUCUGAUGAAACCUUGGAUGAAAAAGAUCUAGAAUUAAACGAUGAAACCGAAGAUGAAACUGAUUUUUGUGAGGAAUUCGGUGAGCAAAUGGUUGAAGACGACAAUAAAGCUUUACCUGAAAUCGAAAUAAGAAAAUUUUAUGCUACAUUUUAUGACAACAAAUGGUACAUAGGAAAAGUACUGAAAGUCAUUAAAGAAAACGUAUAUUCCAUGCAAUUUUUAGAAGAAAGCAAAGAAGAUGGCUCUUUCAACUGGCACAAAGCUAGUGACCUAGAUGAGAAUGUAAGCAAAGAAUACAUAUUUUUUGGACCAAUUAAUUUUAUAGGCAAUACUCCUUACACAUUAAAAAGAUCAGUAAAAGCAUCCAUAACCAAACAAUACAAUAAACAAAGGUUUUUAUAA